Nicotiana attenuata is the source of this 1526-nucleotide messenger RNA. RefSeq names its product probable choline kinase 2. Gene Ontology annotation, molecular function: choline kinase activity; ethanolamine kinase activity. The record is from RefSeq and is a predicted model, not a curated record. Gene Ontology annotation, cellular component: cytoplasm. Lineage: Eukaryota; Viridiplantae; Streptophyta; Magnoliopsida; Solanales; Solanaceae. Gene Ontology annotation, biological process: phosphatidylcholine biosynthetic process; phosphatidylethanolamine biosynthetic process. Bases 225 to 1277 code for a protein of 350 amino acids. The transcript is spliced from 8 exons.
GUGCAAAUUUGUAUUUCUCGUACAUCAAACGCCCCAAUGCUAUAUGUCAAAGUCAAAUUCCUAGGAACUCCAAAUCCAAUCUAAUCAGUUCGAAAAAUCCGAAAGAGCCACGUGGACGCAAUAAAAAGGACAGCACAUUCCCCCAGCAUCCAAUAUGAACAACCCCAUCAAAAUUCCUCACUAGUUUAUUAAAAUUAGCUUCAAAAUUUUCAAUUGACAUUUCAAUGGAAAUUUCAGCAUCAGAAAACAAGGAAGACGUAAUUCCAGAGGAGGCGAAGGUGAUAUUAAAGAAAUUGGCAUCAGUAUGGGACGAUAUAGUGGAUCCGAAUGCAUUACAUGUGUUUCGAUUAAAGGGUGCAAUGACUAACAUGGUUUAUCAAAUCAAAUGGCCGAGUAAGAAUCCAGAACAGCAGCGAUCUAGGAAAGUUUUGGUGAGGAUCUAUGGGAAAGGUGUGGAUGUGUUCUUUGAUAGACAGAAUGAAAUUAGGAUAUUUGAAUUCAUGUCUAAGCAAGGUCAAGGACCUCGUUUGCUUGGUCGCUUUCAUAAUGGUCGUAUUGAGGAGUUCAUUCGAGCUCGGACACUAUCAGCUCCUGAUCUGCGUGAUCCAGAGGUAUCUUCCUUGAUUGCUGCCAAAAUGAGAGAAUUUCAUAAGCUGGAUAUGCCUGGUCCUAAGACUGUCAUCCUGUGGGAUAGACUGCACAAUUGGCUUAAUGUGGCCAAACGUCUAGCUUCCGCUGAAGAAGCUAAGGACUUUCAGUUGAACCAUCUAGAAGACGAGAUUUCAUUGUUGGAAAAGAGUCUUGCGGGAAAUCAUCUAAGCAUGGGAUUCUGCCACAAUGACUUGCAGUAUGGGAACAUAAUGAUGGAUGAAGAGAUAAGAUCAAUAACCUUUAUUGACUAUGAAUAUGCUGGUUACAACCAUGUUGCAUUUGAUAUCGCAAAUCACUUCUGUGAAAUGGUUGCUGACUACCAUACAGAAACACCUCAUAUCAUGGACUUCAGCAAGUAUCCCGGUCUGGAGGAGCGCAAAAGAUUUUUGCGCGCAUAUCUAAGUAGUUCAGGUGGCUCUCCCAGCGAACAGGAACUGGGGAAAUUAGCUCAAGAAGUGGAGAAGUAUACUCUUGCCAGUCAUCUUUUUUGGGGUCUAUGGGGAAUUAUAUCGCAUCAUGUGAACAAGAUAGACUUCAAUUACUUGGAGUAUGCUAGACAGAGGUUUCAGCCAUAUUGGUCAAAGAAACCUGAGCUAUUGGGAUCUUCAGGUCCCAAGAAAGGUUAACAUGAAACCAAGGACAUGGAUACAUUUGGUGAUUUAUCCCUUUGAGUUUUGAUUGUGUGGAGUGUCAAUAUCUGCACCUUUGCAAGAAGAAAGUCUUUCUUAAUCGAAACUUUUCAUGGAAUAAUUUCUGGUGAUAACGUUUAUAUCAGCUAAGUCUAGAUUAGAUAGUCAAGUGUAUUAGCAUUUUCUGCCAAAUUUGCUUGGUUUUCUUGUGUAUAUCUCUGUAGAGAGGUGCUGGAUUCAAUUUUA